Daphnia pulicaria is the source of this 813-nucleotide messenger RNA. Its product is annotated as cytochrome c oxidase subunit 4 isoform 1, mitochondrial-like. Bases 83 to 658 code for a protein of 191 amino acids. The transcript is spliced from 4 exons. Lineage: Eukaryota; Metazoa; Arthropoda; Branchiopoda; Diplostraca; Daphniidae. The record is from RefSeq and is a predicted model, not a curated record. Gene Ontology annotation, biological process: mitochondrial electron transport, cytochrome c to oxygen.
UAAGAACGUUCAUCGUUGGUUCUCUAAGACAUCCGCCAUUUGUAGUUGUGCAGGCGAAAGGCGAACGUGAUCAAGCUAAGGAAUGGCAAAUCAUCUUGUAAGAUACGCUGCUCAGCAGACCAAGGCUAGGAUCACCCCAGCCAUUUCUCAAGUCAGAGCUGCUCACGAUCAUGCUCAUGAGCAUCAUGCAGUUGGAGACCCAGUUAAAGCUGUAAUUGGAAACCGAGAAAUUGUUGGAUUUGGCAUGAAUGGUCAGCCUAACUACAUUGAUCGUGUCGACUUCCCUCUGCCUGCUAUCCGGUACAAGGAAGUUACUCCAGACAUUCAGGUUUUGAAAGAAAAAGAGAAGGGAGACUGGAAUAAACUAACCAUUGAAGAGAAGAAAGCUUUGUACAGAGCAUCUUUUUGCCAAACCUUUGCUGAAAUUAAGGCACCAACUGGUGAGUGGAAGUCCAUUGUUGGAUAUAGCUUGAUCGCCUGUUCGCUUGCCAUGUGGAUCUACAUUUGGAUGAAGAAAUACGUAUAUGCUCCCCUUCCAAAAACUUUUGCACCCGAGUGGCAACAGGCUCAAUUAGAGCGAAUGCUUGACAUGCAGAUAGGUCCAAUCGAAGGUCUUGCUUCGAAGUACGACUACGAAAAGGGACGAUGGAAGGAGUAGAUUCAUAAAAAGUAAAUAUUGUCGGACCAUCGAAGACAUUGUACACAGUAGUUUAAACAUCCAUUAUGUAGCUGAAAGGCCAAGCUUGAUUGGAGUUAUCGGUAUGUUGGCUACUAAAAUAAAUACAUCUGUCGAAUACAUAAAGAAUGAUAUCG